AUGGCUCCCAGAAAAGGUCACGGCAAGGAAUCUUCCGCGAAGACUUCCGCCGCUCCUGCAGGAGGCGACAACAUCGUCUUCACGAAUGCAAAAGGCGAUGUACGUAUUCGUGGCCCGAAAUCGCAAAAGCCGAACGAUGAGCCUGCUGCUCCCAAGGUAGAUGUCAAGAAGGUAAUCGGAGGGGCGUCAUGGACCGGGAAGCUGCCGGUGAAUCUGCUCUCGGAGCACUGCCAGCGAGAGAAGUGGAACAGGCCCGAUUACUCAAUGCGAUCUGUUCAGGUCGGAGAAGAGAAAAUGCAUAGAUCGACCGUGAGACUGUCCAAGACAGAUCCGAAGACUAAGGAGACCACGACUUUGCCAUACUUCGAAUUGCCUUCAUCGCAGCAGGAGCAUGCGAAUGAGCCAACUCCGCUGGAGGCCAGGCAUUUCGCUGCAACUUACGCACUGUAUCGAGUGGCUAGCAUGAAGCAGAUUCACAUGGCUUUGCCACCAAAAUACCGCGACUUCUGGAAAGGUCUCUUCGCAGAAUUGAAGAAGGAGGAUGUCAAGGAAGGCAGAGGCUGGAAGUAUGAAGCAGACCCCUUCGCUGCUGAAGCCAAGCGUAGAGAGAUACAUGCCGCCAUGGACAAACGGAAACAAGAUCAGGAGAAGAAGGCAGCUCUACAAGCUGCAUCUGUAGCGAAUGGGACCGAUCCACAGGUGCCGAACAAGGCAUUCGCAAGAGCACCUCGAAUCGAGCUUGGCGAGGUGCUUCGAUCGGAGCUUGAAGAUGUCGUCAGACUGAAUACGACAUGGAACAAGAACAAGGCCGUACUCAGCAAUUCAGAGAAGAUCAAGUCCGAGACAGAUCUGAUCAAAUCUGGAUUUCGACCUACACACGUCCGUGAAGCCUUGACCUACGUUGGUAGCCACGAAGAGGCUAUCGAAUGGCUGCUGAUCCACGUGCCUGAAGAUGACCUGCCGAAAUGGGCGAUGCCUACGAAUUACUCGGCUGGCGUCACGCUGGCAAGCAGCAAUCCUACGAGAGAGGCUAAACUCAAGCGGCUUUCUCGGGCGGGCUACUCGACGAGCGACUGCGCAAUGGCAUUGCGACAGAACAAUGAUAACGAGACUGAAGCAUUGGAAGCGCUACAGACUGCCCUGGUUCCCUCCAGGAGCACAGAUUCCGCAGACUCCGACCUUGAUCUGGACAUCUGGGAGCAAGAGCUUGCGACGCUCGAAGCCAUUCAUGGCGAAGCGUACACGUCCUCUGACCCCUCGUCCUGUGCAAUCACCAUACAAUUCCCAGGCGCUGUGGCGGCGACCUUGAGCUUUCAUCAACCACGCGAAGGGUACCCUGAGCGUGCUGUGCCGCUGUUGGUGAUAGACAUGCAAGUUCCUGCUUAUGUGCGGCUCAGUGUCUUACGACAAGCCCUUGACUAUGCUUGGGAGAAUCUGCUGGGCGAUCAGAUGAUCUAUGGAAUUAUCGAGUGGCUCCAGGCGCAUGUCAACGAGGUUGUCGCCGAUCCUGGUCGGCUGGUCGAUAUCGAGAUUGCGUCUGGAGACCUGAAUCUGUCCAACGUAGCGGCACAAGCAAGAUCGUCGAUCAAGGGGAAGGCUUCCGCACGAACGGCACCAGACAGGACGAAGCCGAAAGAUUCCAGGUCAAACGAACAGCUGAAGCAGGCCUGGGAGGAGCGGCAGAGCUCUUCAAAUCAGCAACAGAUGCUGAAAGCACGACAGUCACUACCCGCCUGGCAGAAGAGACAUGAUGUCGUCGAGGCGAUCAAGAGCAAGCAAGUCACUCUUAUCACCGGAGAGACAGGUUCGGGAAAGUCUACACAGAGUCUCCAAUUCGUCCUUGACGAUGCUAUUCAGUCAGGAAAAGGCAAGUCUUGCUCUAUGAUCUGCACUCAACCCCGACGAGUGGCAGCCUUGUCGUUGUCGGACCGAGUAAGCGCGGAAAGAUGUUCGCCUGAAGGCGAUGAAGUUGGCUACAUCAUCAGGGGCGCAUCAAGAACGUCUCCACGCACAAAGAUCACGUUCAUGACCACUGGUGUGCUUCUCCGGCGUCUCCAGCAGUCCAACAGCACUCAGUCAGCGUUGGAAGGCAUCAGUCAUGUCUUUGUCGACGAAGUGCACGAGCGAUCGCUGGAUACAGACUUCUUGCUGGCAUUGCUGAAGGAUACCAUGAGGACUACAAAGUUGAAGAUUGUUCUCAUGAGCGCCACUGUCGACGCCGACGUAUUCAGUAACUACUUCGGCGGCCCCACCAAAGUGGCUCGGAUUCACAUCGAGGGACGCACCUUUCCUGUUCAAGACGUCUAUCUCGACCACAUCCUGGCUAUGACAGGCCAUGUUGGCACCGACGAAGAUGAAGACGACUAUGGCCGAUCCGUGGGAAAAGCUAUCCAAAGCCUCGGAAGUGGCAUCAAUUACGACCUCAUCGCUGCCCUGGUCACUGAGAUAGAUGGUCAGCUCGGGAAGGAUCCGGGAGCGAUCCUCAUCUUCUUGCCUGGAACUCUGGAGAUUGAUCGCUGCUUACGUGCUGUCAGCCGACUACCUAAUGCUCACGCCCUCCCUUUGCAUGCUUCACUAAUGCCGACGGAACAGAAGCGUGUCUUCCCAGCAGCGCCGAGAGGUAUGCGUAAGAUUAUCUGCGCGACCAAUGUGGCCGAAACAUCUAUCACAAUCUCCGACAUUGUUGCCGUCAUCGACACCGGUCGAGUCAAGGAGACAUCAUACGAUAUAUCGUCCAAUGUCGUACGGCUACAGGAUGUCUGGGCAUCAAAGGCCCAAUGCAAGCAACGCCGUGGCAGAGCUGGCAGAGUACAGGCUGGCACAGACUACAAGCUCUAUACACAGAGCAUCGAGACCUCAAUGAGACAGGCAUCAGAACCCGAAAUGCAACGCGUGCCGCUCGAGCAGCUUUGCUUGAAUGUCAAGGCCACGGCACCCGAAGCAGACACUGCAGCUUUCCUCAAAACAGUCAUAUCACCACCGGACAGCGCAGCUGUCUCUAAAGCACUGAGGAUGCUUCACCGGAUGGGUGCUCUGGAGGAGAAUCGUCUGACGGGUCUGGGCACAUACAUGUCGAUGUUGCCAACGGACUUGCGUUGCGCGAAGCUCAUCAUCUACGGCACGAUUUUCUCGUGCCUCGAAAGUACACUUACCAUCGCCUCAAUUCUGACGGUCAAAUCGCCCUUCGUAUCGCCACGUGACAAGCGUGAAGAAGCGAAUGCGGCACGAGCAACGUUCUCAACUUCAGAUGGCGACCUCAGCCUGGAGCUCGGUGCUUUCAACGCAUGGAAAACUAAGCUCGGCAACACGCCGAGCCGUGAGAUCAGCAACUGGUGCUCGUCAAACUUCCUUUCGCAGCAGACGCUGCGCGACAUUGAUUCCACACGCAUACAGCUCAUGGAGGCACUCAAGGAAGCUGACUUGGUCCCCGCGCACUACAACUCGCGCAAUGGUUCCGCUACCGAGGAUGCUGCCUUGAACGCCAACCUCGAGAAUCGCCCGCUGCUUCGGGCUCUGAUCGCAGGCGCGCUCUCUCCUAAUAUCGCGGAAAUCAAAUUCCCCGAAAAGAAGUUCAUGGCCAGCAUGACCGGCGCGAAGGAGCUUGACCCGGAAGCAAGGACUAUCAAAUUCUUCACCGAGACCAGCAAUGACGACGACGACCACUCAUCGACGUCCACAGCCAGCACUCCCAGUACUUCGACCAACGCCAAGCCAACCCAGACAGCCAAGUUCUCUAGCGAGCGCGUCUUCAUCCAUCCCUCCUCCUCCCUCUUCACCAUCACCUCCUUCCCCACACACUCCCACUACCUGUCCUACUUCACCAAACUCGCCACCUCGAAGACCUUCAUCCGCGAUCUCACGCCCCUGAACGCGUAUAGCCUGCUGCUCUUCGGCGGGAAGAUUGAAGUCGAUCCCACGGGUGCCGGGAUCACGGUGGAUGGGUGGUUGAGGAUGCGGGGAUGGGCGAGGAUCGGUGUUUUGGUGAGACGGUUGAGGGGGGUGCUGGAUGAAGAGUUGAGGAGGCGGGUUGAUGGGGGAGGGGAUGGGGAUGGGGAUGAUAAGGGGAGGUGGGCGAGGGUAUUGGGGGUGGUUAGAAGGUUGGUUGAGUUGAAUGGACAGGAUCGUUAG
Molecule: messenger RNA, 4128 nt
Organism: Cyphellophora attinorum
Lineage: Eukaryota; Fungi; Ascomycota; Eurotiomycetes; Chaetothyriales; Cyphellophoraceae
Product: putative ATP-dependent RNA helicase ucp12
Exons: 2
Coding region: 1-4128 (1375 amino acids)
Cellular component (GO): intracellular anatomical structure
Molecular function (GO): ATP binding; protein binding; RNA binding
Source: RefSeq, a predicted model, not a curated record